This is a messenger RNA of Asparagus officinalis (garden asparagus), 1499 nucleotides long. Its product is annotated as protein S-acyltransferase 10. The coding region runs from base 137 to 1180 and encodes 347 amino acids. Gene Ontology annotation, cellular component: endoplasmic reticulum; Golgi apparatus. NCBI's taxonomy places the organism in Eukaryota, Viridiplantae, Streptophyta, Magnoliopsida, Asparagales, Asparagaceae. Gene Ontology annotation, molecular function: protein-cysteine S-palmitoyltransferase activity. The transcript has 11 exons. The record is from RefSeq and is a predicted model, not a curated record. Gene Ontology annotation, biological process: peptidyl-L-cysteine S-palmitoylation; protein targeting to membrane.
AGCCGACUCGGUCGCUCCUCUCUCCCCAACGGUACACUAACCGUCCCCGGUGAGCAUUUGUCUCCGCUCACCCGAGAACCAAGCGGAAAAUUUCCUUUCUUUCUUCUCUCUCUCGCUCUCUGCUGCCUAAAUCCCGAUGACGACCGUCACCUCAUGCGCUCCCGUUCGAUACGCCUGCGAUGAGAUCGCCGAUCGCUUCUAUCGCCUCAUCCCCUGCCUCUCUGAUUCCGGGAAAAGAUCUAAGCUUGGUGUGAAAGUGUUACUGAUUCUUCUUCAUGUGAUCCUCGUGGGCUCUGUGUUUCUCUUGGAUUCGGAUUUGAUACGGAGAACUAAAAAAGAGCCCUGGUACACUGUAGUAUACUUAAUACUGUUUGCAGCUACACUAGUUCAAUAUUUUUUCACAUCCGGCUCAUCUCCAGGCUAUGUUAUUGAUGCUAUGAAAGCUGAGCAUGGGACCCAUGCUACGGUUAUAAAUAUUUCAAAGGCUUCAAUGCAAUCUGCUUCAAGAAAUGGGAACUUGAGUUCUUCCACUAAUAGCAACCUGUUAGGAAGAAAUAGUCGUUCAAGUUCUUCAUCGUGGUUGAAGCUGGUGAUGGACUUAUAUCCUCCUGGAUCCUCAAGCAGAAGUUGGACCUGCAUGUAUUGUAACAUUAUUCAGCCUCCACGAUCGAAGCAUUGCCAUGAUUGUGAUAAAUGCGUCCUUCAGUUUGAUCAUCAUUGCGUUUGGCUAGGAACAUGCAUUGGCAGAGGGAACCAUUGUCGCUUCUGGUGGUACAUAUUUGAAGAAACGAUUCUAUGUGUCUGGACUGGCAUAUUGUACAUCACCUUCUUGAGAUCAAAAGAUGUGAAAGAAUGGUGGGAAGUUUUCUUUACUGUACUUUUUCUGACUGCAUUGGCAUUCUGCUUUAUAUUUCUGGUUUUGCUGCUUUUGUUUCAUAGUUAUCUCGUGGUAACAAAUCAAACUACUUAUGAGCUUGUGAGGAGACGGCGGAUACUUUAUCUAAGGGGAAUUCCUGAGAGGGUUCGGCCAUUCAGUAAAGGAGCCUGCAGAAAUAUCUACAACUUUUGCUGCUCCAAUGAUAGUAUAUACACCAUGGAAGCAGUACCCACAUUAGAGGAACUAGAGGCCAGAGCAAAACCUUAUACAUGCGUUGACAUUAUUUCAUGUCGAUGUUGCUGAUGCGAUCAUACUGCCUGCAUUUCCUUUUUCUUUUUUCCAUUUCGUUUAGGAUUGUAACAUAUUAGAUUUUUUGAGGUAUUUUGCCAUAUUUAUGUGUACAUGUCUUAUUACACUUCAGGCUUUGGGUUUUUUUUCCGUCAUGGCUUGGUCUAUAGGUGGUAAUUAAUUCCAUAAACUCUUGUUUGAUCAUGGGCUUUUCCAGCGGCCAGCAUAAGUGUUGUAUUUUUCUUCUAUCAGAGAUAUUUGAACGAUUAUUGUAAUUUUGAAUAGCAGAAUUCAUAUGAUCCCAUUUAUUUAAACCAAACAGAAAUUGUGCCCA